This is a messenger RNA of Labeo rohita (rohu), 2931 nucleotides long. It is a transcript of the gene lpcat2, whose product is annotated as lysophosphatidylcholine acyltransferase 2. Lineage: Eukaryota; Metazoa; Chordata; Actinopteri; Cypriniformes; Cyprinidae. Gene Ontology annotation, molecular function: calcium ion binding; 1-acylglycerophosphocholine O-acyltransferase activity. The record is from RefSeq and is a predicted model, not a curated record. Gene Ontology annotation, cellular component: endoplasmic reticulum.
UUCGAGUCAGCCAGUGCACGCACACAAACUCGUCUUUGCCUCCUGACAUCCUCCUGGGAUGCCCAAAGUUGCAGCACACGCCUAUGAUCUAGUUAGGUAGCUCACUUGAUUGUGAAACACAUCCGCAGACCGCUAGAACUAGAGUCAUGUGUGAGGUGGUGCUUGUGGUAUGUAAAGAGGAAGCGCUUCGUUGACAGGGGUUUGGACACACGAAGACGCUGCCUGUGAUGAGUGAAGAUGCCUCUGCAGAGAGUAUUCGCGCUGCCCAGACAGCAUUCCCUCCUGCUGCCCGCCGUCAUCAACCCAUUUGUGCACGACCUUACGUUAACCAAAGCCGAUAAAAUCAAAUGUUUUCUUCAAGGAAUCAUCCUUGUGCCACUCCGUGGCGUUUUCUUGCUUCUCGUUCUCAUGGUCAUGUGGCCGGUUUCGGUCAUGAUAACAUUCAGACAGCCUCUGAAAGGAGCAGUGGAGCCCAUGACUGGCUGGAGAAGCUUCAUGCACAAAAGAGUCAUGACCUUUCUAGGCCGGUUGUAUUUCUUCGGCAUGGGCUUCAGGGUGGUGGUGAAGGGGAAGCAGGCCAGCAGUCUAGAGGCCCCCAUUCUAGCUGUGGCCCCCCACUCUUCCUUCUUUGACGCCAUUGCCUGUAUUGAAGCUGGUCUUCCCUCAACUGUAUCCCGUUCGGAGUCCCUGGAAGCACCAAUCUUUGGCAGGUUUUUGCGCUGUGUGCAGCCCGUGCUUGUUUCGCGGAAAGAUCCAGACUCCCGUAGAAACACCAUCCUUGAGAUUGAGCGGAGAGCAAAGUCAGGCGGACACUGGCCACAGGUGCUGAUUUUUCCUGAAGGAACAUGUACGAACAGAUCAUGUCUCAUUACUUUUAAACAAGGUGCCUUUGUCCCAGGAGUCCCAGUACAGCCUGUUCUGGUCAAAUAUCCAAAUAAGUUGGACACAGUCACAUGGACGUGGCAGGGCCCAGAAUCGGCCAGACUACUGCUGCUCACACUCUGUCAGCUCUAUACUACAGUGGAGGUUGAGUUUCUGCCCCCUCAUGUUCCUACUGAGAUGGAGAAAAAGUGUCCUAUCAAGUUUGCUCAGUCAGUGAGAGCUGUGAUGGCUGAGUCUUUGGGCCUGCCGGUUACAGACCACACUUACGAGGAUUGUCGUCUGAUGAUUGCAGCUGGAGAACUGACCCUGCCUAUGGAGGCAGGUCUUGUGGAGUUUACCAAGAUCAGCAGGAAACUGGAAUUGAAAUGGGACAAUGUGAAGAAGGAAUUGGAGAGUUUUGCCAACAUAGCCUGUUCUUGCAAAGGAGGCAGGAUCACGAUUGACGAGUUUGCCAGCUUUCUCAAAAUACCUGUCAGCCCAGCUCUACAGGAGCUCUUCACUCUGUUUGACAGGGAUGGCGAUGGCACCAUCGAUUUCAGAGAGUAUGUCAUUGGUGUCACAGUUCUGUGCCACCCAGCUAAUAAUGAGGAAGUCAUUCAGACUGCUUUUAAGCUGUUCGACAUUGAUGAGGACAACUGUAUCACACAAGAGGAGUUUAGCGGUUUGCUACGUUCUGCUCUUGGAGUAUGUGAUCUUGAUGUCAACAGCCUCUUCAAAGAAAUCGAUGCAGAUGGAUCAGGACACAUAACUUAUGAUGAGUUUCGUUCCUUCGCUCUCACCCACCCGGAGUACGCCAAACUCUUCACCACCUACAUUGAGCUACAGCGUUACCAGGGUCUCCAGGGGGAGGAUUUAGAUUUUGAAGCCAGUUUGUCUAACUGUUGUAUUGCUUCUCAUAAUAACCACCAUGAGGACAGUACCUCUGAUAAGAAAGAUGACUGACAGCAUGCAGCCAUAAGGUUCAUAUCCUGCCAUGACAUUUGAACACAUGCCUUUAGCUUGGGCGGAAGUUUUUUUGUGCGCAACCAUGUGCUCUGUCAGCAGUUUUCUGUGUACACCACCAAGUAUUUCAAUGGUUUAUUUAAAGGCUUUCAGGUCAGUGUUUACUGAGUGUUAACAUAUAUAGACAUUCUAAAACACUUAUUAUUCUGACGCAGCUAAAAAGUGUAUUACUCUACACCCUUCAGCUUUUAGACAUGAAGCUUGUAGUCCCAACUUAAUUUUAUGUAAUAAAACAUAUUAUAUGGUUAUAUCUAAUUUGAAAAUAUAUUUUCUGAUUACAUUGGAAAUCAUGUGCUUUCUUUUUUUUUUUGUUUGUUUGUUUGUUUAAUUAGUAUUUUACAAAUAAGAUUCUUAUACAAGUACAAAGUUUUCUUUUUCUUAUUUAUUUUCUUUUAUAUUUCCUUUUUUCUUUUCUGCUCAGGGAUGUUGGUACAGAAAGUGAAUUGUAAUCAAAGGUUUUGCUUUGCAUCUUGUUUUUAUUUGCAUUCCCAUUGAGGGGAGAUGUUGCUGAGUUAGCGUUCUGUCCCUGCUGCUUGUUCAGACUAAUACUCUGUUGCAUCCACUGAAAAUAGGCCAAUUUGUGAGCAAACAGGCAACACAACACGCCCACAGUAGCAUGCACCAGAGGGCUUGGCUCCAAAUUAUCCCACUGCAGUGGUAUUUAUUUAGCAAUGCAAGUUGCAAUUAUGAUUUUGUUAACACAGCAAAGUUAGCUUUUUUUGCAAUUAAAACAAUCCUUUGAAUUUUAACUAGUAUUUGUUGUCCCUUUUAUGUUUGAGUGCAUGAACACUUGUUAGAAGAGUUUGUACACUCUCGUGAAUUAUCAGGAGACACAGAAGAAAAACUGCUGAUUAGCAGUCUGCUAAUAAAUACUUUCAUACUAAAAACCUCCACUAGGUGACAGCAACUCCUAGUAUAUACAGUAAGCUGAUCGUCUACAUAAACCGCUCCUUAUUUUUAAAGAAAUCAUUCCAAAUGUCACUGAGAGAGUGGAUAUGUUUCAGAAUGCGUGUGUACAAAAUUAAAAAUAAUAAAAUUAGAAAUCUA